Molecule: messenger RNA, 1266 nt
Organism: Bufo bufo (common toad)
Lineage: Eukaryota; Metazoa; Chordata; Amphibia; Anura; Bufonidae
Gene: GABRD
Product: gamma-aminobutyric acid type A receptor subunit delta
Exons: 8
Coding region: 37-1266 (409 amino acids)
Biological process (GO): monoatomic ion transmembrane transport; nervous system process; chemical synaptic transmission
Cellular component (GO): membrane; neuron projection; GABA-A receptor complex
Molecular function (GO): neurotransmitter receptor activity; extracellular ligand-gated monoatomic ion channel activity; GABA-A receptor activity
Source: RefSeq, a predicted model, not a curated record
GGAGAUUACAUUGGAUCUAAUCUUGAUAUCGCCUGGAUGCCAAGUUUGGAAGGACUAAUGAAAGGAUAUGCAUGGAAAUUCAGACCGGGGAUUGGCGGUUCUCCUGUGAUUGUUGCUGUUGACAUAGAAGUGACCAGCAUUGACCACAUCUCUGAAAUAAACAUGGAGUACACUAUGACAGUGUUCCUACGUCAGAGCUGGAGAGAUGAAAGACUCUCGUACAAUCACACCAACAAAACUCUUGGCUUCGACAGCAGAUUUGUUGAGAAACUUUGGAUUCCAGAUACAUUUAUAGUGAAUGCCAAAUCUGCCUGGUUUCAUGACGUCACAGUAGAAAACAAAUUAAUCCGUCUACAACCAGAUGGAGUCAUCUUGUACAGCAGUAGAAUCACAUCAACUGUCUCCUGUGACAUGGAGUUAACAAAGUACCCACUGGAUGAGCAAGAGUGUAGAUUUGACCUGGAAAGCUAUGGCUAUUCAGCUGAAGACAUUAUCUACAACUGGUCAGAAAACCAGAACCUAAUCCAUGGACUAGAUAAGCUUGAGCUGGCACAAUUUACCAUUACUGACUACAAAUUCACCAAAGAGGUGAUGAACUUCAAAUCAGCAGGUCAGUUUCCCCGGCUGACGCUUCGUUUUCAGCUGAAAAGAAAUCGAGGGAUGUACAUCAUCCAGUCCUAUGUGCCAUCCAUCUUACUUGUGGCCAUGUCAUGGGUUUCAUUUUGGAUCAGUCAGUCUGCCGUCCCUGCUAGAGUAUCACUGGGAAUAACUACUGUGCUUACUAUGACAACUCUUAUGGUCAGUGCAAGUUCUUCGUUGCCCAGAGCAUCUGCUGUAAAAGCUCUGGAUGUCUACUUCUUGAUAUGCUAUGUCUUCGUGUUUGCGGCACUGGUAGAAUAUGCAUUUGCCCACUUUAAUGCAGAUUACUUGAAGAAGCAGAAGAAGACAGUGGAGCACAAGAGGAAAGGCAAGGUGACCCUUCAAGAUGGUAAAGACGCCAUUGUCCUAUUCUCAUUUUCAAUAUUGGGAGUAAAUGGUAAGCACAUACAUAGAGAGGCAAUGACUCCAAGCAACACAAGUGACCUCAAGGAAGGCAGAAGACAGCGUAAAGAACACAGACGUGAACUUACACCUGAAAACAAAGGAAGGUUGAGAAUAUUCCUGAAACCCAUAGAUGCUGAUACGAUUGAUGUAUAUUCUAGGGCGAUUUUCCCGGCCACCUUUGCAGCAGUGAAUAUUAUUUACUGGGCAGGUUAUACACAUUAA